Didymodactylos carnosus is the source of this 417-nucleotide messenger RNA. The record is from the annotation of a GenBank genome assembly. NCBI's taxonomy places the organism in Eukaryota, Metazoa, Rotifera, Eurotatoria, Philodinida, Philodinidae.
AUGUUGGACUAUCAAUCAGUGAAUGCCCCCAAUCAACAUGAUUUGGUUAAAUUACAUUUAACAACAGCUAAAGAGUUGUAUGAAGAAUCGGGCAAAGAUGGUAGACGAGACCUCUCACGAACUACGGAGAAGUUAGCUGAUAUUGAAGCAAAAUUAAAGGAAUAUGGUUUAGCACACGAACAUUUCAAUAUGGCAUUGACAUUACAUCAAGACCUUCUCAGAGAAUACGAAGGAAAGCUGAACAAUGAAGCGGCCAACAGUACCGAAAACAACAACAACAUCGGUAUUGCUCGUGAGCGCUAUGAGCUCACUAUAAAAUUUCUCGGACUUGACGAUACAAAAAUGAUCGAAAUACUUAAAGAUGAGAUCAAAGUUAUUGAAAAAAAACUAAGCAAUCUACAGAUACUAAUGAAAUAA